AUGUUCAGCAAAGAUCACAAACUUAACGAAAAGACGGCCGACACUAUUGACACAGCCUUUGACAACCAGGACUACUUUUGCAUGCCGGAAGACUUGUCCGGGUCGGAUAUCAUGGCAGGCAUAGGCAUGUUGACCCUCCUCGAGGAACCCGACGACAUGACGGAGGACCGUUCAUCAGCCUACAACGAUGACGCCUCCCAAAGGUUGCACGCCGAGGAAUUGAGCAGCGCCCAGACCAAAACCGGAUCGCCAGAGGACGGCUACGACCUGGAAAGCUACCUAUGA
Messenger RNA from Cordyceps fumosorosea ARSEF 2679, 285 nucleotides. RefSeq lists its product as hypothetical. Lineage: Eukaryota; Fungi; Ascomycota; Sordariomycetes; Hypocreales; Cordycipitaceae. The coding region runs from base 1 to 285 and encodes 94 amino acids. The transcript is spliced from 2 exons. The record is from RefSeq and is a predicted model, not a curated record.